AUGGUCUUAAACGAGAAAAUUAAUGAGAAGAAGAGAGAAAGAAAAAGAAAGAGGGUAUGUGAGUCCCGUGACACAGUCUUAUGCCAUGCUCGACUUGCUCACCUACGAUUUGCGAUCGACGUUCAGUGCAAGUUCAGUAUACUUCGUAUUCGCUACACAAAAGACAAGGAGAAUAAUUUUCGAGAAGUGACAGAAGUGGAAGGGAAUGACGAUGUUGUUAUGCAGUUGAUGGUUGAAAGUGAAUGA
This is a messenger RNA of Angiostrongylus costaricensis, 246 nucleotides long. NCBI's taxonomy places the organism in Eukaryota, Metazoa, Nematoda, Chromadorea, Rhabditida, Metastrongylidae. The record is from the annotation of a GenBank genome assembly.